CUAUAGACAGGAAGACGGCUCCUGAUCGAUGUAUCGGGUCGGUCUGGUCUCGAACCACUUCGUGGAGAAGUUUGUUAUCUUUAAAACCUCUUUGCGCACGCCCUACUGCACUCAAACCGUAAAGAUGCCCAAAGCCAGAACGCACGCGUGCUCAUCCCUGUGGAUAGCAUCUCUGGCUGCCUUAGUAGUGUCGUCAGUGCUGUCUUCAUCAUUCUCACCCUCGGCAUAUCAGAGAUCCACCAUCAGCGUAAAAAGACCCAGCUUCAUGGAGAGGACACUGGUUCUGCUGGACGUCAACACGCGAAGUCCCAUCAGAGUCCUCAACGACAACUUCCUCUCACUACAGCUGGACCCCUCCAUUAUAAAAGACGGAUGGUUGGACUUUUUGAGCUCUAAGCGGCUGGUGACCCUGGCGCGCGGCCUGGCUCCAGCUUAUCUGCGCUUUGGCGGAAAAAGAACCGACUUCUUGCAGUUCAACAACCAGAAGAACCUGGCGAAGUUCAGAGGACCGGGUCCAGACUACUACCUGAAAAACUACGAGGAUGAUAUUGUGCGCAGUGACAUUGCGCUGGAUAAACAGAAUGGCUGUAAAGUGGCCAACCACCCGGACAUAAUGCUGGAGCUGCAGAGAGAGAAAGCUGCCAACACACAACUCGUACUGCUGAAAGAGCAACUGUCCAACAUCUACAGCAACAUUACAAUAACAGCCAGGUCUUUAGACAAACUGUACAACUUCGCUGACUGCGCCGGUUUGCACCUGGUCCUGGGGCUGAACGCACUGCACCGAAACCCAGACAACUCGUGGAACACGUCGUCCACACUGAGCCUCCUGAAGUACGGAGCUGGAAAGAAGUACAACAUCUCCUGGGAGCUGGGCAACGAGCCAAAUGCCUAUCGCAGCAUGGUGGGGCGUGCGGUCAACAGCACCCAGUGGGCACAGGACUACGCCAAGCUCAGGACCCUCCUCCAGUCUGUGCGAUACUACAACAAAGCGCAUCUAUACGGCCCCAACGUGGGAAGACCGCGCAAGAACGCUCUCCUUAUGUUGGAUGGGUUUGUGAAAAAUGCGGGCGCUGUCGUAGAUGCGGUUACGUGGCAACAUUAUUUCAUGGAUGGCAGGGUGAAAAAAGUGGAGGACUUCUUAAAAACCAGACUGAUGGACACACUCACAGAUCAGAUCAAUAAAGUCAUAAAGGUGGUGGCGACACACACCACAGGUAAAAAGGUGUGGCUGGGUGGACUGGGCCCUGCCUGGACGGGAGGCAUCAAUAACCUUUCUCAAACAUAUGCAGCGGGGUUUCUAUGGAUUAACACUCUCGGUGUGGCUGCUGUUCAGGGGAUUGACGUCGUCCUGCGUCACUCUUUCUUUGAUUAUGGAUACACACAUCUGGUGGAUCAGAAUUUCAAUCCUUUACCUGAUUACUGGGUAUCACUGAUCUUCAAGCGCCUGGUCGGUCCCAAGGUGUUAGCUGUGCGAGUGGCGGGUUUACAGCGGAAGCCUCAGCCGGGGAGGGUCAUCCGAGACAAACUCCGAAUCUACGCCCACUGCACCAGCUUCUCCAAUCAUAACUACGCCAGGGGAUCCAUAACUAUCUACAUCAUCAACCUGCACCGCUCACGGAAGAAAAUUAAACUAGCAGGAACUCUACGCAACAAGACAGUGCACCAGUACCUGCUCCAGCCCCAUGGCACAGAGGGGCUCAGGGCCAAAUAUGUUCAGUUAAACGGGGAGAAGUUGGCGAUGCAGGACAAUGAGACUUUCCCUGAGCUGAAGCCAAAGACUCUGAGGGCUGGACGGACUAUAACUAUGCCGCCGAUGACCAUCGGCUUUUACGUCAUCCGAAACAUGAAUGCGUACGCCUGCAGGAGAUAACAUUUACUGCUUUUCAUCUUCAUCCAGACACUCAUAAACUCUGAGUAUGUCAUCAGCUGUUCCAGGCCUGUUGGUCAUACUCAUUCACAAGAUACAACCAAGCUUUUUUUUUACAAACUGCUGCACUGAAGGUUUUGAGAAAUUCUUACUCUGUCUCUGACUUAGCUUAUUUUGUAAAAUGUGAUUCAGUUAUAGCUGUAGGUCAAGAAUGUUUGUUUUAUGAUGAAGAUUUAACAAAGGGAAAACUACGACCAAGCCGCUUACACAAGCUUCUGACUUUUUUUUUUUUUUUUUUUCAAAAAAGGAAAUACAUGGAAAUACAUGUUUGCUAAAUGCUAUGUGGUUUGUGUGUGUAUGUGGGGGUGUGUGUGCGUGUGUGUGCAUACAUGCAUGUGUGUGUGCGUGUGUGCGCGUGUAUGCAUGUGUGUGUGUCUGUGUGCAUAUGUCUGUAUCAACAAAACUACUGAAGUGUGUAAAAGUGUGACGUUCCACUGAAAAUUUUUAUAUAUAUAUAUUAUUUUUACUAGCCAUAUCAAAGAAGUUUUCUAUUGAAGCUAUAUUUGUAUGUAAUGUCCUUGCAUUCUUAAGAGAAGCUGACAAAACAAUGGCAUAACAUAGUAAAUUAUAUACAUUAUAUACCAUAUUAUAGUCACACCUUCAGUAAUUAGAUUUACAAGCCCACUUCAGUUAAUUAAAAUACUAAUAGCAGAAAUGAUUAUUAUUUCACUAAUUCAGUUAAAAAAUAUGUACCUAGAUUAGGAUUGUAUCUAAAUUCAUUUAAAAACUGAAAAACAAAAAUACUAGAUAUUAUAGUACCAGUAUCAUACUUUGCUGCUAUGUGUUAUAUUGUAGUGAUUUUGUACAGGUGUUUGUUAAAGACAGAUAUUGAGAAGAUUUACUGCUUAUAUUUUUGUUAACAUACACUUAUUUAUAUGGUUAAUAUGAUCUGUUUAUAAGCUUAAUGGUUGUUCAAAAGUAUAUUAUAGUAAUGCUUUAUAUCUUUUUUAAAUGAGCAGAUGUGAUCAAAGUCCAUCCAGAUUUAUUAUUAUCAACAGAAAACUUAUGGGGCCACUUGAACUUUCUGCUUUUUGUUGUAACAGUGUAUUUAAUUUUCAUUUGCCAAAGUAGAUAGGUUUACUGCCUUUGUGUUUCCUGUGUUUAUAUGGAGAUGUUGUUCAUAUUUCGUUAUAAAGU
This is a messenger RNA of Periophthalmus magnuspinnatus, 3067 nucleotides long. RefSeq names its product heparanase 2 (gene hpse2). NCBI's taxonomy places the organism in Eukaryota, Metazoa, Chordata, Actinopteri, Gobiiformes, Gobiidae. Gene Ontology annotation, cellular component: extracellular matrix; membrane. The coding region runs from base 29 to 1873 and encodes 614 amino acids. Gene Ontology annotation, molecular function: hydrolase activity, acting on glycosyl bonds. The record is from RefSeq and is a predicted model, not a curated record. The transcript has 12 exons.